This is a messenger RNA of Salvia hispanica, 543 nucleotides long. Its product is annotated as cell growth defect protein. The record is from RefSeq and is a predicted model, not a curated record. Gene Ontology annotation, cellular component: membrane. NCBI's taxonomy places the organism in Eukaryota, Viridiplantae, Streptophyta, Magnoliopsida, Lamiales, Lamiaceae.
AUGAUUAGCCUGUGUAUCUCCCAACAGCAUCAGAGAUGCAAAGCGAGAGGAAGAAAGGGUAUGCGUGGGCGAUUUCAGCCGGUUUCAACGCUGCUCUUGCCGCCAUUUCUGCCAAAUUCUUCUCAUCCCAGUUGAAAUAUGCGCUGGUCGUGCUUUUCAAUGUCAUAAUGUGGGGAUGCUAUGUUAAUAGCAUGAAGUCUCUGUCGGCUUUACAAGCUACGGUGACAAACUUUGCAACAAACUUUCUGACUUCUGGGAUGUCUGGAUAUAUUCUCUUUGACGAGGCACUACCUCCUAAGUGGUUUGCAGGUGCUGCGCUAAUCGUAAUCGGUGUUGUUGUUCUAAGCAAGUCAAGCAUUGAGAAGAAGGCACACACAAGUUAGGUGAAUUUAUUGUAGGUAGGUUAGCAUCUCCCUAUGAGACUGAAUACUGAUCCAUGUUCUUAAUGUGAUGGAGUAGUAAUUUUUGGCAAUUCCAUUUUGUUGUAUUGUACUUGUUGAACAAUACCUUUUUAUGAUAAGUAUAUUUUUUCAUUUUGCUAAA